AUGGUCCGUCCGGCGCCGAUACACGCGGGUGAUCCUUUCACUUCUCUACCACUAGCAAUAGGUUUGUUGGUCUCGGUGUCAGCUCUGGUGGCUCUAUGUGCCAAGCAUGCAAAGCAAGCAUCAAGAAAGUACGUGGCCGAGACAACAACUGAUCGGAAAAUCGCGCCAAGGUCGCCAUUACGGUCUCCAAAGCAGCUCAUAACCACCAUCAGUAACAAGGCUAUUCCGUUCAUUAACCAUAAAAAAGGCGGUGACGAAGAGUCCGGGGCUGAAAUCAGAGACAAAGGUGAGGAAGAAUUUGGAGAAGGUGGCUUGUGGCAGAAGGAAAUUCUGAUGGGUGAGAAGUGCCAGCCACCGGAGUUUUCCGGUGUGAUUUACUACGAUUGUUAUGGUCAUCGGAUUUCUGAGCUACCACCAAGGUCACCGAGGGCUAGUCCCUUGCACAAUUUUUCCUUUCCGGUUGUUGAAGGUGCUGACUGCUAA
Molecule: messenger RNA, 483 nt
Organism: Ilex paraguariensis (yerba mate)
Lineage: Eukaryota; Viridiplantae; Streptophyta; Magnoliopsida; Aquifoliales; Aquifoliaceae
Source: the annotation of a GenBank genome assembly